GAAAAACGGUAACAGGAGAGCAAUAUCCAUCCUUCUGAUCAAACAUCUGAAAACCGCACUGUGUCCUACUUACCUGCCAUCCCCAGAGACGUUGGUGAAAGCGAGAUGUUGCAGCAUGGCAGCACAAACUGGAAGGUGGAUGGUCCACGAGCGCCGAGGGAUGAAAGAAGAAGAGCACAACACAAUGAGGUGGAGAGAAGAAGAAGAGACAAGAUUAACAACUGGAUUGUCACGCUUUCAAAAAUCAUCCCUGACUGCAAUAUAGACAAUAGGACUGGUGCUAGUAAAGGAGGCAUCCUAUCCAAAGCUUGCGAUUAUAUCCGAGAACUGCGUCAGAAUAACCAGCGGUUGCAGGAGAGCUACAAAGAAGUGGAGCGAAUUGAGCUGGACAAUGAAAUGCUUCGACAACAGGUAUUGUUAUUUCCUUGCACGCCGGCAAAGUCACGCAUUUCAUUGAUGCAAGUGUCAUGAUGCUGUGUAGUUUUUGUGCUGCUGCUACUACUUACAAACAAUUAAACAAACGGCCAACAGAAUACACACAUGUAAGCAAGAUUGC
This is a messenger RNA of Hippocampus comes (tiger tail seahorse), 556 nucleotides long. RefSeq names its product upstream stimulatory factor 2-like. Gene Ontology annotation, molecular function: RNA polymerase II cis-regulatory region sequence-specific DNA binding; protein dimerization activity; DNA-binding transcription factor activity, RNA polymerase II-specific. The transcript is spliced from 4 exons. Gene Ontology annotation, biological process: regulation of transcription by RNA polymerase II. The record is from RefSeq and is a predicted model, not a curated record. Lineage: Eukaryota; Metazoa; Chordata; Actinopteri; Syngnathiformes; Syngnathidae. The coding region runs from base 106 to 471 and encodes 121 amino acids.